This is a messenger RNA of Drosophila bipectinata, 1463 nucleotides long. Its product is annotated as nuclear ubiquitous casein and cyclin-dependent kinase substrate 1-like. Gene Ontology annotation, biological process: negative regulation of transcription by RNA polymerase II; chromatin organization. Gene Ontology annotation, molecular function: chromatin binding. The record is from RefSeq and is a predicted model, not a curated record. NCBI's taxonomy places the organism in Eukaryota, Metazoa, Arthropoda, Insecta, Diptera, Drosophilidae. Gene Ontology annotation, cellular component: pericentric heterochromatin.
GAACAAAUCACAAAAAUCAUAAUAGGCCUUGAAAAUAUUUUCCCACAGAAUCCACAAGGCUGCCAAAUAGGUAUUCUUGAUUUUUAUACAAUAAGUUUAACUUAUAAUUUAAACAAAAGAACAACCUUUUGUACCGUGAUUCUCAGCUGAUCAACCCAAUCUGGCCAGACUAAUUGAUAAUCUGGUAUUAUAUAAUUGGUAGUAUUUAUCGAUAGUGGUGGAAAAGCUCCAUUUCCGUCAAGCUGCCGCUUCCGUUCCUUUUCUUUUUGCACUUCGAACGAGGUUGGUUGAAAUUCCUGGAAAUUUUGGUAAAUAACUCCGCAGACACGAUGAGACCGCCGGGCGCUAUUCCGCAGGAUUAUAUCAACGAUCCGGAGUUUGAGGUUGAAGAGAUUCUUGACAAGCGCCUAUUUGGAGGCAAUAUCCAAUACAAAGUGAAGUGGAUGGGCUACAGCCUUGAUGCAGCCACGUGGGAGCCCAUGCAAGGUUUGAACAAGUGCUACGGCACGUUGGCCAAGUUUGAAGCGACUUUUCAUGGCAGAAUGUUGGAGAGGUUGGACGAAUUGGAACGCAUUAUUGAGAACAAUAAAAAACAAAUUAUUGAACUCAUUGAAAAACAAUCCAGUGAGCGAAAAUUGCCACCGAUCGAUGGGGUCGGGAUAAAGCAGGUGCCCCCGAAAGUGCCGCCCUCACCCAAAGAGAAUAGAAAUCGCGAGCACGUGGAGAAAUAUACCAAUGGACACCAAAGCCAUCUGCGAAAUGGCAAAGAACGCAAGCACAAGAAGUCCGAUGAAAAUGAACAAAAGUCCCAGUUCAAGGGGGUGAAGAUUAAGAACAUCAAAAAAAAUAAAUCGUCAUCGAAAAAACAAAUAAAGCACUUGCUUUUGUCGCCACUCGCUCCGAAGUCCCCUCCUAGGAAGAAGAAAUCUCUAGAAACUUCGGCUGACUCAGAAUCCCACUAUGCCGAAAAGAAGAAAAGCUCCAAGUCCAAGGACCGCGCGAACCUCCAAUAUAGCGCAGAUGACGAAGCGGAACAAAACCCAGUGGAGCCCUCUUCCAGCAAGGAUCACAAAAAGUCAAGUCGCAAGGACAAGGAAAAGUCCAAGCCACAAUUCCCAGGUGUUCGCAUGAAGUAUAGUUUAAACACAAAUACUUCUUCAAAAAACAAACUCGGAGACACCAAGGCCAGUCCCCCAGGGGUGUCGGAGAAGCGCAACUUGGAGCGUCGUAACAAGAAGGAUAAGGAUCACGCAAAGAAGCGUAAAGACGAGAAGUCUCGUCGCAAAAUGGACUCUGACAAGAAAGGAUCAAAGAUCAAGGAAGGUACUCCACCAUUCGACACUGAAUCGGAAUUGGACCGAGAAUUUAUGGAUAUGUUGUUUGGCGCCGAAGAAACGGUGGAGGAGGAGGUUGGCGCCAGUUCUCCAGACCCCGAGGAGAUGGUCCUUCACCAAUUUUACUAA